AUGCAUCUACAAGUAGUACCAGAUGAGGUAACGUGUCGUGCAUUCCCUGCUACCCUCAAAGGAAGUGCUCGGGCAUGGUUUAACAAACUCCCCCCAGGAAGCAUACGUAGUUUCAAAGAGCUUAGCACUAGCUUUGUAAGCUACUUUAUUGCUGGCCAACGCUACGGCAAACCAGCGACGCACCUCUUGACAGUAAAGCAGGGGAGAUGGGAGUCGUUAAGGGAAUAUACUACCAGGUUUAACAAAGAGGUGGUUCAGAUAGAGGAAGCCGACGACAGCGUAAGCAUAACUGCGUAUAUAGCUGGACUGUAUUCAGGACAGUUUCUAUACCUUCUAUCUCAAGAACCACCCAAGACCCUGGCAGAACUUAUGCUUAGGGCACAGAAGCACAUGAAUGCAGAGGAAGCCGUCUACGCAAGGCGUUCCCGUAAUAGUUUUGAUCUUUAUGCAGGGCCAUCACAGGUUGGCGAAUUUCCCCCAUCCAAUAGGAAAAGAAGAGAAUCCACCCGCAAGACGGGAAGGCAACCAAAAAACAAGAAGAUGGACUCCAGAUCCUCCCCAAAACGAGGAGGAGGACCGCCCCAAGGCAAAUACAAGCAGUUUACACCACUCAUAGCCACGGCAGAACAAAUCCUCAGCAUCUUACAAAAUGAUCCGGACCUCAAAUGUCCCGAAAAGCUAAAGACUGAUCCUAAUAGGAGAGCUAAAGACAAAUACUGCAGGUUCCACAGAGACCAUGGUCACAACACGGAUGACUGCAUUAACUUAAAGCAGCAGAUCAAGGAACUGAUCCAAAGAGGCAGACUUCAAUGUUUCGCAACGAAGAAGUAUCUGAAGAUAUCCAUGAGGAAUGAUACAAGCAAGGAAGGAAAAGAUGCCACGGCUCCCCGAUCAGGCCCUAUUGGAGAGAUCAAAGUCAUCCAUGGAGGACUUGCCGGAGGUGGAGAGUCUAGCAAUGCCAGGAAAGCUCACCUCAGGAAACUGAGCAUGGAGGAAUAUUUGGAGGUCAACACAGUUGGCCGUCCAAGUAAAUUCCAAAAGAAAAAGGAAAUACCCAUCAUUUUCUCAGAAGAAGACAUUAAGGGAACUCAAGUUCCUCAUGAUGACCCCCUGGUUAUAACCAUUGUCAUGGCCAACUACUUCAUGAGAAUAGUAUUAAUAGACAGUGGAAGCUCGGCUGAUAUUCUCUACCUCCAUGCAUAUGAUCAACUAAAAGUUAGACGAGAAAGACUAAGGCCUUUGAUAUCACCGCUGGUUGGAUUUGCAGGUACGCCGUCUAUCCAGCUGGUCAAAUAG
Rhododendron vialii is the source of this 1296-nucleotide messenger RNA. RefSeq lists its product as uncharacterized. Bases 1 to 1296 code for a protein of 431 amino acids. The record is from RefSeq and is a predicted model, not a curated record. NCBI's taxonomy places the organism in Eukaryota, Viridiplantae, Streptophyta, Magnoliopsida, Ericales, Ericaceae. The transcript has a single exon.